Gymnodraco acuticeps is the source of this 3188-nucleotide messenger RNA. It is a transcript of the gene tdg.2, whose product is annotated as thymine DNA glycosylase, tandem duplicate 2. Gene Ontology annotation, biological process: base-excision repair, AP site formation. The coding region runs from base 306 to 1580 and encodes 424 amino acids. The transcript has 9 exons. Gene Ontology annotation, molecular function: mismatch base pair DNA N-glycosylase activity. Lineage: Eukaryota; Metazoa; Chordata; Actinopteri; Perciformes; Bathydraconidae. The record is from RefSeq and is a predicted model, not a curated record. Gene Ontology annotation, cellular component: nucleus.
UUGAAAACUAAAGAACACAAUGUAUAACAGGUAUGUUAGAUUCCUCCUUAACGUUUAUUUUUCAUUAACAUAGAGGCUAGUUCCUGUUUUUCCGCAGCUGUAGGACUCCGUAAUGUUGUUAGCUUCCCUGUUAGCCACAGAUUCCUUCUUCCUGUGUUAGCCGUCCAUCCGUCUCCUUUGUGCAGAAAUGAACCGAAUGUGCUACAAUAACAACAAUACUCUUCAAACAAUCCACAUGUCCAGUGUGUAUUGAUGCCCUUGCAGCAGAAUGAAUGUACAUUUGUUGAAAUAAGUCAACUGUUAAGAUGGAAGAAAACCAGUAUACAUCACUGACGGUUCCUACGGAUUAUUUUCAGCAGUGGUACCAGUCCAGUCAGCAGCACCCUGAGGCUCAGUAUGUGAUGCCCUAUAACAACAUGGGCUUCUACACAGAGGGUCCCAGAGAUGAGCCCGUCAUGGCGGAGCUGUCCGUCCACCGGGAUCCUCCUGUUCACCAGGAACCUUUCUACCAGAACUACAACCCCCCGGCCCAGAAUCAGUACCACGAGCUGACCUACCAGCCCAACCUCAGGGAGCAGCAGCAGCACCCUGGACACAUGCACCCCCCUCAGCACCAACACACAGCCCAGCAGCAGCAGCAGCAGGAGCCCAGCGUGCAGCUCCAACCUCAGCCUGCUGCUCCACCUCAAGUGGCGACGCCGGUGAAGAAGAAGCGCGGCCGGCCUCCGAAGCAGCAGACAGAAGAUGGAAAGACGACCGAGGAGGAGAACGAGAUCGAGGCAGCGAAAAAAGCCAAAAGGGCUCUGAACCGCUUCAACGGCAUGUCAGUGGAGGAGGUGAUGACCAAAACCCUGCCGGACGUCAUCACCUACAACCUGGACAUCUUGAUAAUUGGAAUUAACCCGGGACUGCUGUCGGCGUACAAAGGACGCCAUUACCCAAACCCAGGAAACCAUUUCUGGAAAUGUCUGUUUCUCUCUGGUCUGACUGACGAGCAGCUCAACUUCAUGCAUGACCAGAGCCUGCCGGAGACAUACAGCAUCGGCUUCACCAACAUGGUGGAGAGGACCACACCCGGCAGCAAGGACCUCUCCAGUAAGGAGAUUCGUGAAGGAGGUCGACAGUUACUCGACAAGCUGCAGAAAUACAGACCAUUAAUAGCUGCUUUCAAUGGAAAAGGUAUUUAUGAAAUCUUCUGCAAAGAAACGUUUGGUGUGAAGGCAAAGAAACUCGACUUCGGUCUACAGCCUUACAAAAUUCCAGAAACUGAAACAGUGUGCUACCUGAUGCCCUCGUCCAGCCCUCGCUGUGCACAGUUCCCCCGUGCGCAGGAUAAGGUUCAUUUCUACAUCAAGCUGAAGGAGCUGCGGGACGAGAUGAAGGGUCUGAUCCCGAAGCGCGAGGUGGAGGAGACGGAGUACCUGUUCGAUCUGCAGCUAGCCAAAGAGGAUGCAAAGAGGAUAUCAAUCAAAGAGGAGCAGGUGGAUCCGGAGUAUGAAAGCUCUAAUGCGCUACCCGGCGACGAGAAGCAAAGCAGCAACGACGGCGACGAGAAGCAAAGCAGCAACUCCUCCAAGUAAAGGAGCGCGAAGAGAGGAGGAGAACAGCCUGUCUGCUGUAGCACACAGGUAGUGUAGUGAGUUCUCACUACAGUUCAUCGAGUUGGAACUAAACAGAGUUAGGGUUAGUUACAGGUGCAUCAACUGCAUCUGUAAAUAAUGACUCCAAACCACUGUGACUGAUCACCUUUCUGAAGCAAUUUAAAGGUCUGUUGAUUUUUUUAUAGAACAGUAACAUGAACCAAUGACCUCAAACAUCCCGGAGAAAAAAUAGAUUUGAAGUCCGGCAACAUUUUAGGCACACGGUACAUUUCUGUUCACACCGAAAGAUAGUUUUUGUUUGUUUACACGAAAGAUCCACUGGGAAACCUACGGGAUAUUUGUCCACUUGUACCUUAUUGCCCCAUGUUUUUGUGUCUAAGUGACACCCAUUUUUUUAAUUGGUCCAGUAUUGACCCACUAGACAGGCUGCUAUGUAAUCCUAUUGGGCCAUUACACACCUUCAGUUUGCGUCAACUAAAACACAUGCUUGUUUUUCAUCAAUUACAGGCUCAUGUGGUUAUUCUAAGUGUCACAGAAAUAGACGAAUACAAUGUUUUCUUUGCUGGAUCCUGGCUGUGAACCCCGGGAGAAUUCUCUUUCAGAAGUCUUGUGUUGCAUCCAUCUUGACAAAAUCAUCUAAAUAACCAGCCACAACAUUGACGGUCCUUAAGAAAACUCUAAGCUACACUGACUGUACUCCAAUUAAACAAUCUCUGACAACAACUGUUUUCAGGCAGAAAGUCCUAUGAUAAAAUAAAAUAAGAGGUGAAAUCAGCCGAAAGGUAAACCGAUCCUUUCUAUUAUGUUGUUGACACUUUUAAUACAAAAACUGAGCUUGUCCGUGGCCUAAACAAGCAGCUAGUGGACAAGCCAGCAUUCUUGCUCAAUACUGAACCAAUUCAAAGAAACAUAGUCUCGAGUUGUGACAAAAACAUGGGUCAAUUAGGGUCCAGGUUGAAAAAAUACCAAAGUGUUCCUUUACACAAUUUGCAGUAAUGUGCAAAAAAUACGUAACACAUUGCCACCAUCAAUUAUGUUUUGCGUGGUUUCUAGAGAUUAAGUAAAUUGCUUAAGUAUUACCAUUGUAUUGGGUAAUGACAAACCAUUCCUUCUGCAAGCAGCACAGUGCAUCUCCUUGGUUUGUAUUGUGGUAUCUUGCAGAAAAAGGACAUUGUAGGCCGGUCUGCGGACAACAUGACACGGGAGCACUGCAGCUGAAGAGGCUCACUCACCAGAAACCAGAUAGCAGCUGUACUAGUAGCAUGAUGCAUCAGUGAGAGUGAGAAACCCUCUGAUGACACACGGAGAAAAAGGAGAGUCAUACAGUUUCCUGAAGCCUCGCAAUGUAACGCACAAGGGAGAAAGUGCCCACCACGGUUACAUUUUCUAACUCUCCAACAGACUGUGCAUGUGUUUGGUGUUAUUUUUUAUCACUAUUUAUUGCAUUUUGUAUGGUACGUGUGUCCAGUGACUUAUUUUUGUAUUUUUAAAAGAAUGACAUUUUAUGAUUUAUCAGUUGUAUAAAUAGGUAAUUGUACUCUGGAAUUUCUACCCUGUAAUUACAGAGUUAUUAAAUCUCUUCUAAAG